AUGGGGCGCAAAAGCAAAAAAUACCGGACGGAAAAACACCCAAAUACCGCCGACAUCGGCAAACUUUUGUGGAGGCCUCAAGCAUCCCUGAGACCUGUCAUGGCGCCGCUCUCUGACGCACCGUCCAGAUCAUCCAGCGAAGACUCACUCUCCAACCUGGAAAUGAUGGCGGAGACGCAGAGAGCAGGCAAGACUAAGGCACAAAGCAACCCUCCAGUCACUGAAGACCGACUGAAAGUCCUCUUGGAUGAUCUCCGCCGACAUAUCGCGGCAGACAUCAAUUCAUUCAAAGAGGAAAUUCAUGGGGUGUCAGGGAGACUACAUGACACAGAAAUCAACACAGCAGCACACGAGGCCCGCAUUAAUAGCCUUGAGAGCGAGCUGACUAAGACCAAGAACAAUCUAAUCCAAACCCAGCACCAAGUUGCAGCAAUGGAAGAUCGUAGGUGA
Molecule: messenger RNA, 450 nt
Organism: Pelobates cultripes (western spadefoot toad)
Lineage: Eukaryota; Metazoa; Chordata; Amphibia; Anura; Pelobatidae
Source: the annotation of a GenBank genome assembly